AAAAAAAAGAAAAAGACUAAAAAUAUCACUUUUGUUGUAAUAUUAACGUGUGAAAAUACUUAAAUAAUGGAGAAAAUUUAGAAAAGUUUAGGGGGAAAGUCUCCCCCAACCAAACACCCCCUAUUUUCCUGUUGUUGGUCCUUUUUUCCACAUGAGAUUUCCUUUGGAAUCAGGCAUUAUAUAAUUCUUUUAUGCUACAGAGAGUUUAGCAAUAGCUGCUACAUGUUGAACUAAGAAUGCCAAUGAAACAGGAAAAUGUUAAUUUUGUUGAGGCACAGCUUGUAGCAGGGAAUCCUGAAAUUGCUCAUGAGUACAGCUAAUAUUCAUAUUAUUGCAACAACAAAAAAAAAAAAAUGCCCUUUCUUGCAUAUUCCUAAGAAAGAGUUUAUAUGUUAACAAUGUUGCUCCACAUCACUUCAAUAAGGAAUAUCUUCAAUCUAACACUUCUCUUGUGGUUGAUGCAGCCAUUUGGUCAAGUUCCAGCCUUUGAGCAUGGAGACUUUAAGGUUUUUGAAUCAAGGGCAAUCACUCAAUACAUUGCCCAUGAGUUCUCCAACAAGGCAACUCAACUGAUAUAUCCAGGCUCUAAGAGUAUGGCAACCCUUGCAGUGUGGAUGGAGGUGGAAGCCCACCAGUAUGAUCCUGCUGCUUCAAAGCUGGCCUGGGAACAAUUUUACAAGCCCUUGUUUUUCAUGGUGACAGACUCUGCAGCUGUGGAGGAAAAUGAAACUAAGCUGGCUAAAGUUCUAGACAUCUAUGAGACUCGUUUGUCUCAGUCAAAGUACUUGGCUGGUGAUAGCUUCAGCUUGGCUGAUAUGCACCACAUCCCAGUUACACAAAUCUUGGUGGGGACACAAUCGAAGAAGCUGUUUGAAUCACGUCCCCAUGUCAAUGCAUGGGUUGCUGAUAUCACAGCAAGGCCAGCCUGCUCUAAGUUCCUUGCCAUGCAAAAGCAAUGAGGAUUUUACCACAGCCUAGCUACUGCUUGAUGCUCAUUUUGCAUUCACAAAUAAAAGCCUAUGUUUCUACCUUUUGUACUUUGAUUUUGGUUUGGUCUUUGAAGAUUGUAUUUCUCUGUUGCCAUGCACUGUGUUGCUGGUGUCUUAGCCUUUAAUCUUCAAGUUGAAGGAACCAAGUUUCUGUUAUAACUACAUUUGAGAAUAAUAUUAUGUUAUCUUC
Molecule: messenger RNA, 1179 nt
Organism: Rubroshorea leprosula
Lineage: Eukaryota; Viridiplantae; Streptophyta; Magnoliopsida; Malvales; Dipterocarpaceae
Source: the annotation of a GenBank genome assembly